Messenger RNA from Puccinia triticina, 1959 nucleotides. RefSeq lists its product as uncharacterized. The transcript is spliced from 10 exons. Gene Ontology annotation, molecular function: lysine-tRNA ligase activity; tRNA binding; ATP binding. Gene Ontology annotation, biological process: lysyl-tRNA aminoacylation. The record is from RefSeq and is a predicted model, not a curated record. The coding region runs from base 1 to 1959 and encodes 652 amino acids. Lineage: Eukaryota; Fungi; Basidiomycota; Pucciniomycetes; Pucciniales; Pucciniaceae. Gene Ontology annotation, cellular component: cytoplasm; cytosol.
AUGCUCAGGACAGUCACCGGACUACUGCUCCAGAGAAGAACCACCUGCCAAGCCAUCCGAAACCAGCCGCACAUCCCCAUCCAUCGCCUCGUCCAUUCCAGGCCACCACCACACCCGCGCUUCAAGAUGGCAGAGAAAGUACAGCCCAAUGAGCAAGGCCUCUAUCUUGAUGAAGCCUCCGGAGAGAUGGUCAGCAAGAGCGAACUGAAGAGGAGGGCCAAGCUGAGGGAGAAAGAGGCCAAGAAGGCAGCAGAGAAGCCUAAAGCGGCCCCGCAGACUUCGGCUAAGAAAGAAGCUAACCCAGGCGCAGCAAGUUCAGAAGAAGAGCUCUCACCCAACCAAUAUUACGAACUGCGAUGUCGGGCCAUCCAAGCGCUCAGAGAAGCCAACCCGCCCUUCUCGGCAGCACCAAGCUCAGACCCGUGCCUCCCAUCUCCCUAUCCUCACAAGUUUCAUGUGACCAUCUCGAUCCCCAAUUUCAUCAAGACUUACGCCGACCAAGUCCCCAAUCCUGGCGAUCGAUUAGAACAUCAGGACCAAAUCAGUCUUGCUGGUCGGAUCCACAAUAUGCGACAGGCUGGGUCUAAGCUGAGGUUCUAUGACUUACACGGAGAAGGAGAAAAGGUGCAAAUCAUGGCUUCUUCCAAUGAUUCGAAAGAGCCUAACAAUUUCGAAGCGACUCACGACAUCUUCCGACGAGGAGAUAUCAUCGGGGUCACCGGCUUUGCCUCACGAACCAAGAAGGGUGAACUCUCGAUCUCGCCCCGGAGCAUGAUCCUACUCUCGCCGAAUCUCCAUCAACUGCCUCGUGCUGAGACGACCAUCACAACAGAGGCUGGAACGGUAGAGAGCAAGUUUGGGUUUAAGGACCAGGAACAGAGACAUCGUAAACGGUACCUCGAUCUCAUCAUGAACAAGGAAGUCAGAGACGUCUUCAUCACCAGGGCUCGGGUGAUCAACCACGUCCGACGAUUCUUGGACGACCUUGGAUUCUUAGAAGUCGAGACUCCGAUGAUGAACAUGAUUGCUGGUGGUGCCACUGCCAAACCAUUUAUCACCCACCAUAACUCCUUGGGCUUAGACCUCUUCUUGCGGAUCGCCCCAGAGCUUUAUUUAAAAGAGCUCGUUGUGGGAGGGCUUGAUCGAGUGUACGAGAUCGGGAGAGUCUUCAGAAACGAAUCGAUCGAUCUGACGCACAACCCGGAAUUUUCGAUCUGUGAAUUUUACAUGGCUUACGCAGACAUGUAUGAUCUCAUGGAAUUAACGGAAUCGAUGCUCUCAAGACUAGUGCACAAGCUGAACAACGGUUCAUACAAAAUUCAAUACCAUCCCGAAGGACCGAAUUCUGAGAAGGUCUACGAGUUGGAUUUUUCUCCCCCAUGGAAAAGGUUCAAUAUGAUCGAAGAACUCGAGAAACAGUUGAAGGUCAAAUUCCCUACUGGCAAAGACUUCGAAGAUAAGGAGUUGAUCACCAAAUUCUUGGACGAUCUGUGUGUCAAGCACAACGUAGACUGUCCAGCCCCACGAACGAACUCGAGAUUGUUGGACAAACUGGUCGGCGAAUACAUUGAAAACCAAUGCAUCUCUCCCAGUUUUAUCGUCGGACAUCCCCAGUUCAUGUCUCCCUUGGCGAAGCGAGACCGCUCCAAGCCUGGGCUUUGUGAACGUUUUGAGGCCUUCGUCGCCACUAAAGAGAUCUGCAAUGCUUACACGGAAUUGAAUGAUCCAUUUGAUCAACGAGAACGGUUCGAGGAACAGACUCGACAGAAAGCGGCCGGAGACGACGAAGCUCAAGGAAUCGAUGAAACCUUUAUUGAUGCCUUGGAACAUGGGCUCCCCCCGACGGGUGGAUGGGGAUUAGGAAUCGAUCGAUUGGUGAUGCUUUUGACCGACAGUAACUCGAUCAAAGAGGUCCUCUGCUUCCCCGCCAACAAACCAUUACCAAAGGAAUCUUCAUAA